Messenger RNA from Aspergillus mulundensis, 681 nucleotides. Its product is annotated as PITH domain-containing protein. Gene Ontology annotation, cellular component: nucleus. Bases 1 to 681 code for a protein of 226 amino acids. The transcript is spliced from 3 exons. Lineage: Eukaryota; Fungi; Ascomycota; Eurotiomycetes; Eurotiales; Aspergillaceae. The record is from RefSeq and is a predicted model, not a curated record.
AUGUCUCAUCACCAUUCGCACAAUCACGGCCAUGGUCACUGCUAUGGCGAAGGAGAUGACGGCCACGACCACUCGAAUGACAUCACACCAGCACUCCAAUCCCUCCUUUACUCUCAGAUCCAAUUUGAUUCAAUCACAACUCUGAAUGAAGCAACACCCAAGUCAGGAGCGGCAAUUGUCAAAAAGACAUAUGCUGAGAGGCAGAAUGAUGAGCCGGAGCUGGAGAGUGAUGCGGACGAGCAGCUGUUGAUGUAUAUUCCAUUCACCGGUCAAGUCAACGUUCACUCUAUUCUAAUUUACACUGCGCCCACACCAUCCGCCCCAAAGACCCUGAAGCUCUUCAAGAAUCGCGACGACCUCGACUUCUCGACGGCGUCAGAGCUCAAACCAACUCAAACGAUUGAAGUCCCGCGGCCGAUUCCAGGAACCGAUGUCUUCGAGAUACCCCUGAACCGUGCACACUGGAACGCCACUACCUCGCUCAGUUUGUUCUUCGAAGACAACUGGAGCGAUGGUGAGGAGGACGUGACAAAUGUCGGAUACAUUGGGCUCAAGGGUCAGUUUCUGGCUCUGAACAGGGAGCCCGUCAGCUUUUUAUACGAAGCAGCAGCUAACCCCAAUGACCAUGUGGCGAUUCCGGGCGUGAGCGGUAUCGGCGGGCGAAUCAUGCCCGGACAGUGA